This is a messenger RNA of Alnus glutinosa, 1108 nucleotides long. RefSeq names its product putative F-box protein PP2-B12. Gene Ontology annotation, molecular function: protein binding. The record is from RefSeq and is a predicted model, not a curated record. The transcript has 3 exons. NCBI's taxonomy places the organism in Eukaryota, Viridiplantae, Streptophyta, Magnoliopsida, Fagales, Betulaceae. Bases 91 to 912 code for a protein of 273 amino acids.
AGAGUAGAGGCAUUGUAAAGUCUCCCAAUGUCAACCAACACAAGCCCAGCACAAUUCAUUCCCAAACAGAAGAAGAGAAGUUGAAAGGAAAUGGAUAUUACGAUCGAAGCCGUACUGCCGGAAGAGUGCAUCUCCGCCAUAAUUUCCUCAACAUCCCCUCCCGAUGCGUGCAGGUGUUCGCUACUCUCCCGGAUCUUCAGAUCGGCUGCAGGUUCGGAUCUCGUGUGGGAGAGGUUUUUGCCACCGGAUUAUCAGCAGAUCAUUUCUCAAUCGGAGUCGUCCGUGUCAUCGCUUUUGAAUGUCCUGCCCAAGAAGGAUAUUUAUUUCCAUCUCUGCCGUAAUCCCAUCCUGAUCGGCAACGGUAACACGAGCUUCGCAAUUGAUAAAUGGAGUGGGAAAAAGUGUUACAUGCUGGGAGCGAGGGAGUUAUGUGUAAUAUGGGGACACGAUGCGCGUUACUGGAAGUGGGUUUCUUCAGCUGAGUCGCCUGUUUUUGCCCAGUCCAGAUUCUCGGAGGUGGCUCAUCUUCUACAUGUGUGUUGGCUUCUCAUAGGACGUAGAAUUGAGACUAAUAUCUUGUCCCCAAACACAAGAUAUGGCGCCUACUUCGUUUACACUUUAGUGGGAGAUCAUUUCAAUGGGUUUGACCGCCCAGUGAAGGUGUCCAUUAAAUUUGAAAAUGAGAACGAAGGCAAUGCUACCAAUGACGCUUAUUUGUUACCGGAUACACCAGGAGGACAGAAUGGACAAGUUCCACGCCGGAGAGAGGACAUGUGGUUGGAGGUUGAGAUUGGGGACUUCUUCAAUGGCCAAGUUGAUAGGGUGGUGGAUAUGCAAUUGGGGGAGACUAGAGUCCUUAACGGGAAGUCCGGCCUUGUUGUCCAUGGCAUCGAGCUUCGUCCAAAAGAGUAAACAUAGCAAGGGAAAUAGUUUUGUUAUUGAUUAUUGGAAUUUUCUUUUGGGAAAAAUUCAAAAUCAGUUCAUAUCGUUUCAUUGGGUGGGUUGUUUAUUUUGGUUAAGAUGUACGUUGUGUGUUGUAUGUACGUAUCACUUGAUGCCCAAAACUUAUAUAUUUUCAAUAAAGUUCUAUAUAUAGAUUAUGAUCAUA